Molecule: messenger RNA, 1303 nt
Organism: Morone saxatilis (striped sea-bass)
Lineage: Eukaryota; Metazoa; Chordata; Actinopteri; Moronidae
Gene: eef1g
Product: eukaryotic translation elongation factor 1 gamma
Biological process (GO): translational elongation
Cellular component (GO): nucleus; cytoplasm
Molecular function (GO): translation elongation factor activity
Source: RefSeq, a predicted model, not a curated record
UGAGCAAUGAUGCCCUGCGUGGGGCCACUCCCCAGGCCGCAGCCCAGGUGCUGCAGUGGGUGAGCUUCGCUGACUCAGAGAUCAUCCCUCCAGCCAGCGCAUGGGUCUUCCCCACUCUGGGAAUUAUGCAGUUCAACAAGCAGGCCACAGAGCAGGCCAAGGAAGACAUAAAGAGGGCCUUUGCACUGCUGAACCAACACCUGAACACUCGUACCUUCCUGGUGGGAGAGAGAAUCAGCCUGGCUGACAUCACUGUGGCCUGCUCCAUGCUCUGGCUCUACAAACAGGUCCUUGAGCCUUCUUUCCGUCAGCCUUACACCAACGUGACUCGCUGGUUCGUCACCUGUGUCAACCAGCCCCAGUUCAAGGCUGUCCUUGGAGAGGUUAAGCUGUGUGAAAAGAUGGCCCAGUUUGAUGCCAAGAAGUUUGCUGAGAUGCAGCCCAAGAAAGAGACCCCACCUAAGAAAGAGAAGGCAGGCAAAGAGGCAGCCAAGCCCCAGGAGAAGAAAGAAAAGAAAAAGGAAGAGAAGAAGCCCGCCCCAGAAGAGGAGAUGGAUGACUGUGAUGCCGUUUUGGCUUCUGAGCCCAAAACCAAGGACCCCUUUGCACACCUGGCAAAGAGCCCCUUUGUCAUGGACGAGUUCAAGAGAAAGUAUUCAAACGAGGACACCCUGACAGUAGCCAUUCCCCACUUCUGGGAGAACUUUGACCGGGAGGGGUACUCAAUCUGGUACUGCCAGUACAAAUACCCCGAGGAGCUUACACUUACCUUCAAGAGCUGCAACCUUAUCACAGGUAUGUUCCAACGCCUGGACAAACUCAGAAAGAACGCCUUCGCCAGUGUCCUCUUGUUCGGCACCAACAAUGACAGCAGCAUCUCUGGUGUCUGGAUCUUCAGAGGCCAGGACCUGGCCUUCACUCUGUCUCCAGACUGGCAGAUCGACUAUGAAUCAUAUGACUGGCGCAAGCUGGAUCCAGACAGCGAGGAGUGCAAGACCAUGGUAAAGGAGUACUUUGCUUGGGAGGGUGAGUUCAAGCACGUGGGCAAAUCCUUUAACCAGGGCAAGGUCUUCAAAUGAGGGGACACUGGGACAGCCUGAACGAAAGCACUCUGCGCUUCUGUUUCCCAGCACUUAAAACCUAUGGACUCUCAGCCACCACGUGCUUACUUUACUGCAAGAAUGACUUGGAAAUGACAGUGUUUGAAGACAAGAAUGAAUUUUGUCUGUGGCCCCAAACUGGUUUUUUGAUGUUUUGACCUGCGAAAUAAAGCAUUUUCCACAAUGCCAUCUAUGGGACUUGA